UGGAGAACUGAGAAUGUGGUCGCAUCCACUUGUCGAGACCGGCAACACGGCGGGAUGCCGUGCGGCGCAUUCGUGCGAUUACAUUGAAAGAGAGGAAGCGCUGUACUUGUUUGGAGGGUGGAGUGGCAAGACAGCGCUCAAUGACGUGUGGCGCUUCGACUUGACCACGCUCGAGUGGACGCUGGUGCAUGCAGAAGGCAAAGUCCCUCGGCCACGCAACAACCACGCGUCCGCCGUUGUGGACAGAAAGAUUUACAUCCAUGGGGGGCACGACGGAACGACGUGGCUAUCGGACUUUUUUGUCUUUGACACAGAAACGUCGACGUGGGCCGAAGUGACCACUUCCGGCGUCGGACCAAGUGCGCGGGCAUGCCACACGAUGUCGAAAGUAGGCGGGAAGCUGUUUGUGUUUGGCGGAUUCGAUGGUGUGCAUUGCUUUAAUGACGUCGACAUUCUCGACUUGGGUACAUGUUGUCCCCGCCGACCUUCUCCGACGCUUGCUCAUGGGGAAUGACCCAGACACAUUCACUUGGAUUCAUCCAACUGUGCAUGGGUAUCAUCCCGCCCCGCGGAAUGCCCACACCAUGUCCAUCGUCGGUGCGUCGCUCUUUAUGUUUGGCGGCCACUCGGGAGCCAAGCAUCUCCGCGACCUGUACGAAUUCCACACAGGUGCAUCUGUCAUGCCUUGUCGCAUCGAUCUGUCAACUUCUUCUUUCCCCAUGCGCAAUAGAAACCCUUACUUGGACGCACUUGGCAAGUGUCGACGGCUUGUUUCCGCCGGGGCUACGCGGCCACACCGCGAACGUGAAGCAGCCCAAGAUUUACUAUUUCGGUGGGUACGAUGGCCGGGGUCGGUCAAACGAGCUCUACAUCCUCAACACACAGGACAUGCGAUGGGAACGACCGCCGGAAUCGCUCAGCGCAGGUGCACCGUCGGGGCGGCAGCGACACAGUGCGUGCUUGGUCCGAUCCAAGAUGUAUAUAAUCGGCGGGUUUGAUGGGUUCAAGUGGCUUGAAGACACGCAUGUGCUGGACAUUUGCCGCAUUGACGAGCAAGCGAUUAAACUCGAGACCCAGCGCGGGAUGGUGGGGCACUAUCGAGAGCUACUGUUUCAGCAGGACGCCACGUACAGCGAUAUCACGUUUUUGGUGCAGGGGAAGCCCAUCGUCGCCCACAAAGCGAUCGUGGCCGCGCAGUCGACGCAUUUUCAGCGAAUGUUCUCGAGCGGGAUGCGGGAGUCUCACCAGUCGACGAUCGUGAUCACGGAGUGGACCCAUCAAGCUUUUUUGCACAUGCUGGAAUUUUUGUACACGGGAUAUGUGGAGAAUUUGACGGUGGACUCCGCGCUCGAAUUGCUCGGGAUCGCAGACCACUACGGCUUGGAGCGCCUGGCGUCGCUGUGCGACAACUUUCUGGCCCACAAGAUGGAUACUGAGACAGUGUGUCAUGUGUUGAUAGCAGCGACCCAUUUCCAAGCCAACUCUCUCAAGGCCAACUGCAUGCGAUACCUGCAAGUGCAUUUUCACCGUGUUGUGUCCACCAAGGGCUUUGAAGAGCUCGGCGAGUUCCCGUCGUUGCUGCUCGAAGUCACCCGGGCGUCGAUGCUGUUGAAACACAAACCACAGAUGUAAGAAUUCCACGGUAACAUGAACGAGUGGACGACGCACACUUCUGC
Molecule: messenger RNA, 1676 nt
Organism: Aphanomyces invadans
Lineage: Eukaryota; Oomycota; Saprolegniomycetes; Saprolegniales; Verrucalvaceae
Exons: 8
Coding region: 469-1632 (387 amino acids)
Cellular component (GO): Golgi apparatus
Molecular function (GO): protein binding
Source: RefSeq, a predicted model, not a curated record